Manacus vitellinus (golden-collared manakin) is the source of this 2439-nucleotide messenger RNA. RefSeq names its product tRNA methyltransferase 44 homolog (gene TRMT44). Gene Ontology annotation, molecular function: metal ion binding; tRNA (uridine) methyltransferase activity. The record is from RefSeq and is a predicted model, not a curated record. Gene Ontology annotation, biological process: tRNA methylation. NCBI's taxonomy places the organism in Eukaryota, Metazoa, Chordata, Aves, Passeriformes, Pipridae. Bases 1 to 2112 code for a protein of 703 amino acids. The transcript has 12 exons.
AUGCGUGUGCAGUUGGCAGUAAAAACCACGUUAUUUUCAAUUUGCCAAGAGCGGCUGCAGUUUCACCGCGAAAUGCUGAGCUGCGGCUCUGCAUUUCCGAGUGAGCUGCUGAGGGCAGUCGCCCAGAGAAGGACAACCCCGGGGAGGGUAAAGGCAAGGCACGAACCACUUCUGCGGGAGCCCUUUGAGGGUUCACUGCACAGCCGCUACUCGAACUGCCUGAAUUCACGGCAGGGCCUCGCUUCUGCUCAGAGGAAGCAGAAAGAGACUACGUUUUGUGUACGAAAUGUACACAAAAUGUAUCGAGACGUUUCCUUGGAAGAGACGGACAGCUGGGACUAUCAGAGUUCCCGGUCUGGAGUCCGCUCUCAAGAAGGCUGUGACAGCGACACAGACCUUCCCCAAACAGUGCUACAAAUGCAUAAGAAGAAAAAAGUUCAUCUUGGUGUGAACCAGGAUGGAAUAAUAUUCCACUGUUUGCAUAUCUUUUCAGAUGUUUACAAUGGAACUGUGACCUUUCUACCUUUGGAGGAAAACAGUGAAGGAAAAUGCCUGAUUAAGAAGUGCAAUAUUUAUCAAAUUCAACUUAAACACAUAAAAGAUGAGGAAUGGUCUGUGUCUGUUGUAGUUCCAUUUCCAGAGGAUUGGUUUUCAGAUGGAAUUGCAUACCCCAAACUAGCGUGGCUUGGAAAUGAACUUUUGUCCAAACUGGCUAAAUGGUCUGUGGAGCAAAAGCCCAGUGAGUUUAAAAGUACACUCUCACUCAUUUCUGUAGCAAAGUACAGCAAAGUGUAUCAAGACCUCAAAGAAAAAUACAAAGAAAUGGUAAAGGUGUGGCCUGAAGUGACAGAUCCUGAGAAAUUUGUUUAUGAAGAUGUUGCCAUUGCCACUUACUUGCUGAUUCUUUGGGAAGAAGAGAGAAAGGAAAAAGGGUUGACUAAGAAACAGUCAUUUGUAGAUCUUGGAUGUGGAAAUGGUCUACUGGUUCACAUUCUAAACAAUGAAGGGCAUUCAGGUAGAGGAAUUGAUGUGAGGAGAAGAAAAAUAUGGGACAUGUAUGGACCAGAAACUCAUUUAGAGGAAUCUACAAUCAUGCCAGGUGACAGUCAUCUCUUUCCAGACACUGACUGGCUCAUAGGAAACCAUUCAGAUGAAUUAACACCAUGGAUACCCGUAAUUGCAGCUAGGUCUUCCUAUUCAUGUUGCUACUUUGUGCUGCCAUGUUGUUUCUUUGAUUUCCAUGGAAAAUACAGCCGAAGACAAAGCAAGAAAACUCAGUACAGAGAAUAUCUAGAUUUUAUUGCCCAAGUGGGAUUUGUAUGCGGCUUUCAUGUAGAAGAAGAUUGCCUUAGAAUUCCAUCAACAAAAAGGGUAAGCCUGAUUGGAAAAAAUAGGAUCUAUCCACCUACAGAAUCUGCUCUGAUUGACAAGCAGAUAACACAGUUUAUUAACAAUCGUCGGACCUGUACUGGCAUCACGUGUGACAGAAGAGUUGGAUUUAAUCAUAAGGACCACUGUGAUGGUGUGUGUGAAGAAGCAGGCUCAGAACUUCCUGCAGAUGAGACUGAGACAGCUGGUACCACUUGGAUGCCUGGAUUUCAACCCAGAGAAAAAGUGGAACAAAUCAGAAACUGCGCUUCCCUCCCUCGGGAGUUUGUAGAUGAAGUGGUUCUCAAUGUGGCAAACUUGCUGUUAAAUGCAACCCCCCAAAAAUCAUAUUCAAAUAUGCAGGGUGGAAAUAUGAAUUCUUGGAAUCAAGGAGAAAGCCUUUCUUUGAAAGAAGUGGCAGAACACUUAAAUAAAGAGACAUUAAAAAGGCUAAAGAGUGAAUAUGGAGGCCUGCAGACACUACUGAAGAACAAUCAUCAAGUGUUUGAAGUUCUGAAUGGGAGAGUUCACAUUCGUGAUUGGAGAAAAGAGAAACCAUCAAGUAAAACUAAACCUGAAGCGAAGCGUCGCCUUUCAGCUGAAGCAUUUAAAACACGUCUCUGUUGGUUUUUCAUUCAUCAUCCUGAUGGUUGUUCUUUGCCUUCUGAAUCUUGCCCAUAUGCUCAUGGAACUGAGGAGCUAAGGCAGUCUCAGAUAAUUAAAAAGAAAAAACAUAUACAGUAAUAAAAUGUUGCCACUUACGUUCAAGCUUGUGUACCCCACCUGAACCUAGGAUUGACUUUGGGACUGCGUAGUGCAUGAAGAUCUGUACAAUAUGAAGGGGUUUUCCACAUGCCUUUGCAUCUUAUUUUGCAGUUGGUUUACAAAUUCUCCCAUAUUUCUAAAUCUUUAUUUUUUUAUGGAAAAGGUAUAGUAAAGAAUGUCUCUACGUUUGGAUUUGUCAUGGCUUGGCUAGCGCAUGCUUGUAUAAGGAUAAAAUUUAAAAGCUUAAUUUCCUAGGAAACUCUUUGUGAUCCUCAGUCAGAUCAAAAGCACAUGAUGCAGCGUUUU